CUUCUUUCAUUUGGGGUUAUGGAAACUCACAUCCAUCUUUAAGCAAUCUUCAGAACAGUAGUGAGCUUCUCUACAUUGACAUUGAGUGAUGAGAGGUUUGGAUGAAUAGCAAUAGUCACAAUUUCCUGACUCAAGAGUGCUCUUAUUCUCAUCUUUAAAGAUAAAUCUGCUAGUUUUUUCAGAUGCUUUUUCGAGUAUGAGAGUAUCUGAUGAACUCAGACCUACUUCUUUUAGAGUAACAUUUGUUUGAAUAUCGAUAUAUUUACCUGGAAACUCAAUUUUUGUGCUCUUUUCGCCUUCACAUGAAUUAUUUAUUUCUUCAGAGCAAAUUUCCUCAUUAGUCACAGACAUCUUUGAAUUAGCUAGACUUUCUUGAACUUCUUUUACAGUUUCUUUAAAGUUGUGAUUCUUGUUUAGCUUCCAGAGUCUGACUUUUUCCUUUGACAAUUUGUAUCCGUACUUUUCAGAAUUCAGGUUAAUUACAAUUCUAUCUAGGAGAUCAUCAAAUGUGUCAAAUUUGCUUGCCCAAAUUAUAAGAGGCUGACUCACAUUCUUAGUAUCCCAUUCCUCCUCUGGAGAAAGAAUGAUAAACCUAACUUGUCUGAAUCUAUCCUCAUAUUUUAUUCCGAAGGGAUGCAUUAAUAGAAAGAAUCUUUUGACAGUAGUUCCUCCAUAUCUUGUGUGAAAAAAGUUCCAAACUUCUUCUCUUACAAUUGUAUAAUCAAUCCAUAUCUUGACUUCUUCCUUCAGAAUGUAAUUGUAGUGGCUUUCUGUGUCAAUGUCAUUGACAAACUGAUCCUUUGGGAUAAGCAGAGAUGCAUUGUCAAUCUCUCCAACUUCUGUUGACCUAUUUUCAUCAAAAUCUGGAAUGGCAUUUGACUUGAAUCAACCAUAAUAAUAAGUUCUUUUCCAGUGCUCGAGCCACUUUUUAUUAAGGAUAUAUCAAAUAUCUCCUUGCUUUAUCUGAAAGAAGCCCACUGUUUCUUACCACACAUUUGUGCACUCUGUCUCUAAUUCUCUUCAGUGAUCGAUCCAGUCUUCUUGGUUGUCUUUCGCACUGAGGGCUAGUUGGCUCUCAUACUCUCUGAGGUAUCAGCCAGUAGAAGCCUGAUGUUCCUCUGUUGUGGGGACUGAUUCUUC
Messenger RNA from Moneuplotes crassus, 1140 nucleotides. The record is from the annotation of a GenBank genome assembly. Lineage: Eukaryota; Ciliophora; Spirotrichea; Euplotida; Euplotidae.